AUGGCGGACGUUGAAGCCCAACCCACACAUGAACGAAAACCGCGUAAAUCGGUAGCUUUCAGCGAAGGAACAACAAUUGUCGACGAGAACGGUUCAGUCACAAUGAAGGAAGACGGUCACGACGACUCAAAAGACACGGCCAUAUCCCACUCACCAAGUACGCCGCCACUAUCACAGGCUUUAGGAGACUUUACUGAUCCGAUCCAAGGCCUCGAUGAUGGUGACAAGGAGCCCACGAAGGAUGAUGACGACGAUGUAGCCAAUAUGCUGAAGGGCAUGAAGAAGAAGAAGACCAAGAAGCCCAAGGCGGAUGAGGCAGAGGCAGAAGGUGGCGAGGCGGCUCCAGCAGAGGAUGGCGGAUUGGACCUCUCAUCAAUGAAGAAGAAGAAGAAGAGUAAGAAGCCCAAGGAAGGUACCGAGGACGAAUUCGCCGCCAAGCUUGCUGCGCUCGAUCUCGAAGGAAAGGAAGGUGAAGCUGAACCUGCUGAACCCGCCGAGAAGAAGCUUGUCGAUGCAGGUGAUAUGGAGAAGGGAACUGGUAUCUGGCAACACGACUCCGAAGUCAAGAUCCCAUACGAUCUUCUCCUGUCCCGAUUCUUCACCCUCCUCGCACAAAAGAACCCAGAUCACGCAUCCAGCGGCUCGAGAAGCUACAAGAUCCCCCCUCCUCAAUGUCUCCGUGAAGGAAACAAGAAGACCAUUUUCGCCAAUAUUGCUGAGAUUUGCAAGCGUAUGAAGAGAACCGACGAGCACGUUACUUCAUAUCUGUUUGCUGAGUUGGGUACGAGUGGUUCCGUCGAUGGUAGCAGACGUCUGGUCAUCAAAGGUCGAUUCCAGCAGAAGCAAAUUGAGAACGUCUUGAGGAGAUAUAUCAUGGAAUAUGUCACCUGCAAAACUUGCCGGUCUCCAGACACCGAACUCAACAAGGGAGAGAACCGAUUGUAUUUCAUCACCUGCAACUCAUGUGGAUCUCGACGAAGUGUUACUGCUAUCAAGACCGGUUUCUCCGCUCAAGUCGGAAAAAGACGCAGACAGCAAGGUUAG
Molecule: messenger RNA, 1044 nt
Organism: Mollisia scopiformis
Lineage: Eukaryota; Fungi; Ascomycota; Leotiomycetes; Helotiales; Mollisiaceae
Exons: 3
Coding region: 1-1044 (347 amino acids)
Biological process (GO): translational initiation; formation of cytoplasmic translation initiation complex; formation of translation preinitiation complex
Cellular component (GO): eukaryotic translation initiation factor 2 complex
Molecular function (GO): translation initiation factor activity; translation initiation factor binding; mRNA binding
Source: RefSeq, a predicted model, not a curated record